This is a messenger RNA of Glycine soja, 2926 nucleotides long. Its product is annotated as probable galacturonosyltransferase 6. The transcript has 8 exons. Gene Ontology annotation, molecular function: polygalacturonate 4-alpha-galacturonosyltransferase activity. The record is from RefSeq and is a predicted model, not a curated record. Lineage: Eukaryota; Viridiplantae; Streptophyta; Magnoliopsida; Fabales; Fabaceae. Bases 263 to 2032 code for a protein of 589 amino acids.
CUCACCGACUGUCACAGGUUAGCUGACACAGCCGUGUCGGAACGAUAAACAUGGACAAAGCUAAGCUUCGUUUUCUCACUUUCUGUAUAUCUUUCUUCUCUGUCUCGCUAACAGUAACACGGUAAACACAGAGUAAGUGAAAUCCUACGUACGUGCUCAUUCCGGUGGAACUAUCAUAUCCUCUCCGGGAUCUGAAUCUGCGAAAUGUAAUGUACUUCUUCUUCUCGUGAAGGAUCCAGAAGAAGAAGAACCACACUCACCAAUGAGCAAAAUCCGUCUCUGCCAGAGGAUUCUCCUCCUCUCUCUCUUCUUUCUCUCCGUCGUCGCUCCUCUCGUCUUCGUCUCUCACCGCCUCAACCUUCUCACUCUUCUCGGGAGAAGAGAGUUUCUCGAAGAUUUAUAUCGCGCUACAUACAGGGGAGAUACUUUGAAGUUAAAUGCUGUAGAACAGAUUCAGGAAGGUGCUGACGGAUUAGAAGAGCCAAAUCAAGUUGUUUAUACGGAAAAGGAUUUUGCUUCAACAAUUAGUUACUAUUCAGAAAAGAAUAAUGAUUUUAAGGAAUCUGGAAUUGCAGGUUACAGAACUACCACUUUGGAAAGAAAUGUUUCAGGAUUCAACCCAGAUAAAGGACAACGCCAGGGAGCUCAGCAGAAUGAAUUAUCCUUCAUGGCUCAAGGUAGGAACAUACAUGAUUCACAGAGAAUGUCAGAGAAGAAUAUUCAAGUUACAAAUAAGAAGGUUCAAGAGAUUAAGGAUCAAGUUAUUUUAGCCAAAGCAUACUUGAAAAUUGCACCACCAAGCAGCAAUUUACGCUUGAGGGAUUUGGAGCAGCUAACGAGAGAGAUGGAAUUAGCAGUUGGAGAAGCCACCCAGGAUUCGGAUCUGUCAACGAGUGCUUUGCAGAAAAUGAGACACAUGGAGGCUUCCCUGUCUAAAGUCUAUCGUGCUUUCCCAGACUGCUCUGCUCUGGGUGCUAAGCUUCAUACAAUGCUGCGUCAGGCUGAAGAGCAAGUCCGUUCUCAGAGACAUCAAGCAACAUAUCUUGUUCAUCUUGCUGCAAGGACUGCCCCAAAAGGCCUACACUGUCUUUCUAUGCGGUUGACUGCAGAAUACUUUGCCUUGAGGCCUGAGGAGAGAAAGCUUCCAAAUGAAAAUAAAAUUUAUCACCCUGACCUUUAUCAUUAUGCUGUCUUCUCUGACAAUGUUCUGGCAUGUGCAGCGGUUGUUAAUUCUACUAUCUCUACUGCCAAGGAACAGGAGAAACUUGUUUUCCAUGUAUUGACCAAAUCACUCAACUUACCAGCAAUCUCAAUGUGGUUCUUAAUAAAUCCUCCUGCCAAAGCUACAGUCCACAUACUGAGCAUAGACAACUUUGAAUGGUCGUCCAAGUACAAUACCUACCAGGAAAAUAAUUCCAGCUAUCCAAGAUUCACUUCUGAACUGAACUACCUGCAUUUCUACCUUCCAGACAUUUUUCCUGCUUUAAAUAAGAUUGUACUUUUGGAUCAUGAUGUGGUGGUGCAACAAGAUCUCAGUGAACUAUGGAAUAUCAAUAUGAAGGGAAACGUAAUUGGAGCUGUUGGAACUUGUCAGGAAGGAAAAAUCCCAUUUUAUAGGAUUGAUAUGUUCAUAAACUUGUCAGAUCCAUUAAUUGGAAAGCGGUUUGAUGCCAAUGCUUGCACAUGGGCAUUUGGGAUGAACUUGUUUGAUUUGCAACAGUGGAGGAGACAUAAUUUAACUGCUGUCUAUCAGAAUUAUGUGCAAAUGGGUUUGUGGAACAUUGGAAGUCUACCUUUAGGCUGGCUGACUUUCUAUAAUAAGACAGAGUUGUUGGAUAGACAGUGGCAUGUUCUUGGCCUUGGCUAUAGUUCGGAUGUUGAUCGAAAUGAGAUUGAGCAGGCUUCCGUUAUACACUAUGAUGGGCUUAGGAAGCCGUGGCUGGAUAUUGCAAUGGGAAGAUAUAAAAGUUAUUGGACCAAAUUCUUGAAUUUUGACAACAUUUUUUUGCAACAGUGCAAUCUCCAGGCAUAGUUCAAAAUUCAAAGUUCCCUCUACCUGACAUGACGGGGAUUCUGUUGUCGACAAGCUUGAUGGCACAUUCAUGACUUUCUUCACGUUAAUAUUUCUGCAAUCGAUUAAAGUUCUCCAUAUCUCUGACCACCCCAAAAUUUCCAUGCACUUCUUUCUCGAAACUUAGCAUAUUUAUCGUUACAACUUACAAUCAAGAUGAAGAGUCAGUGACGUGCAUUUUACCUGCUUGCAGAUGCAAUUGGUUGUUGUGUAUAUAAUCUUUGGCGUCUCUUAAUUUAUGCCAACAUUCUUUGCCCUUUAGUGUGUAUUUUGGUUGGGCUGUCACAAGGCCCCCGGAUGUGAUUCAUGCUGAAGCAACUCAUACUUUCUUUUGUGUUAUUUGAGAGAUUUUAAUGUGAAUUUGGAGGCAAAUCGUUAGUUCCAUGCGUCGACUGGGAGCUGGCCUAUUUGAAGAACAAAGUUCCAAAUUAGAGAUUACGGCUGUGUUUUGAAUUGUUCCGUGAGGAUGAUUUAUCUCUAGUCUUUACAAAGUGGAAAGGAAUGACCACUUCUCUACAUAGUGUUUCCCAUAGCCAAGAUCUAGCUGUUUUUCAUUCUCUUUUCUCUGGUAGUUAUGGAAUAUCAGAAGUUAAAUUGGACAGGAGGGUAUUAUUAGGAAGGCUCAGAAAUCACAGUGGAGGAAGAGGCAGGCCUAUUAUUACCAUUUAUACCGAGUUACUAUUUGUUUGAGAUGCUGAUUUUUAUUUUAUUUUCAUGUGGAUGUGUCAUGAUCCCUCUAGUUUUUGGAAGGUACUCUAGGGAAAUUUUCAGGUAUUUUGAGAGGAAAGUUAAUUAUACAUUUUCAGAGGGAAGUUAUUAAUAUUUAUAAAAUCAUGUGUGAGAAUUGUUAAAUGA